Zea mays is the source of this 3080-nucleotide messenger RNA. Its product is annotated as Alpha-N-acetylglucosaminidase. The transcript is spliced from 19 exons. The record is from RefSeq and is marked validated. The coding region runs from base 212 to 2707 and encodes 831 amino acids. Lineage: Eukaryota; Viridiplantae; Streptophyta; Magnoliopsida; Poales; Poaceae.
GUCUUCGGCCCUUCCGUUCGCCGUCUGCCCGUCGCCGUCCCCAAACUAUCGCCCUUUCGCUGUCGCCUUCCAUUUUCCAAUCGUCAACAACCACCUCGCUCCCGCUUAGUUAAACUCGUCGCCAUGCCGUCCGUGGAGGUCCACUGGCCACUCCAACCUUCCCCUUCCUCCCCUACUAUCCGCUCUCCGGUCCCCACCCACGACCGCCGUGAUGCGGCCGCGGCCCUCCCGCUUCCUCCAGCUACUCCUUGUCGUUGUGAUCGCCUGCGCCGUUCCGGGGGUGAGAUGCUCCGACCGGCGGUUUCCGCACCUCGACCGCGUCCGCGAGCUCCAACGCCGGGAGGGCUCGUCAUCGGCCGAGCAGGAGGCCGCUGCGAGGGGACUUCUGGCGCGCCUCCUACCGUCACACUCUACCAGCUUUGAGUUCAGAGUCAUCUCCACCUCCACGGAGCUAUGUGGUGGGAAGACAUGUUUCGUCAUCAACAACCACCCGUUGUUUGAUGGAGAAGGGACUCCAGAAAUAUUGAUACUUGGAGCAAGUGGGGUGGAAAUUUCUGCUGGCUUUCAUUGGUACUUGAAACACUAUUGUGCAGCACAUAUAUCUUGGGAUAAAACCGGUGGUGCACAACUAUCAACCAUUCCGCGUCCUGGGUCACUACCUCGUGUUCCUGAUGGUGGUGUACUGAUUCAAAGACCCAUUGACUGGAGCUACUACCAGAAUGCAGUUACAUCCAGCUAUUCUUUUGCUUGGUGGGAUUGGGACCGUUGGGAGAAGGAAAUUGACUGGAUGGCUCUUCAAGGAAUAAAUUUGCCUCUUGCUUUCACUGGGCAAGAGUCUAUAUGGCAGAGGAUUUUUGAGAGGUACAACAUUAGCAAAUCAGAUCUGGAUGAUUUCUUUGGUGGGCCAGCCUUUCUUGCAUGGUCUCGAAUGGCUAAUAUGCAUGGAUGGGGUGGACCUCUCCCUCAGACUUGGCUUGAUGACCAACUAGUUCUUCAAAAGAAAAUCCUUUCUAGGAUGUACUCUUUUGGCAUGUUCCCAGUUCUUCCAGCCUUCUCUGGCAACAUCCCAGCUGCGUUAAAGUCAAAGUUCCCUUCAGCUAAAGUCACUCACCUUGGAAACUGGUUUACAGUUGACAGCAAUCCAAGGUGGUGCUGCACAUAUCUUCUUGAUGCAUCUGAUCCUUUAUUUGUAGAAAUUGGGAAGAUGUUUAUAGAAGAGCAAAUCAGAGAAUAUGGUAGGACAAGUCACAUCUACAACUGCGAUACUUUUGAUGAGAACACUCCUCCAUUAAGUGACCCGAAUUAUAUAUCUUCGUUGGGUGCUGCAACGUUCAGGGGUAUGCAGAGCGGUGACAACGAUGCUAUUUGGUUGAUGCAAGGUUGGCUGUUUACCUAUGAUCCUUUCUGGGAACCUCCACAAAUGAAGGCACUACUGCAUUCUGUUCCUGUUGGCAAAAUGAUUGUUCUUGAUCUUUACGCCGAAGUUAAACCAGUGUGGAUAAAUUCUGAUCAGUUAUAUGGUGUUCCCUACAUCUGGUGCAUGCUCCACAAUUUCGCUGCAGAUUUUGAAAUGUAUGGUGUUUUAGAUGCUUUGGCUUCUGGGCCUAUUGAUGCUCGAUUAAGUGAUAACUCCACAAUGGUUGGAGUUGGUAUGUCUAUGGAAGGUAUUGAGCAAAAUCCUAUUGUUUAUGACCUUAUGUCAGAAAUGGCCUUCCAUCACAGACAAGUUGAUCUUCAGGUUUGGGUCAAGACAUAUCCAACAAGAAGAUAUGGAAAACCAGUGAAGGGACUGCAAGAUGCUUGGUGGAUUUUGUAUCGAACUUUAUAUAACUGCACAGAUGGUAAAAAUGACAAAAAUCGGGACGUGAUAGUAGCCUUCCCAGAUGUCGAACCUUUUGUUAUUGCGACACCAGGGUUGCAUGUGAAUACUAGACAAAUGUAUUCUACAGUACCAUCGAAGAAUUACAUACGGAAGGACGUCUCUAGUGAUGCAUAUGAACAUCCUCAUCUAUGGUAUGAUACUAAUGCUGUUAUUCAUGCCCUGGAACUUUUUCUUCAACAUGGAGAUGAAGUAUCUGACAGCAACACCUUCAGGUAUGAUCUUGUGGAUUUGACUCGUCAAGUUCUGGCUAAAUAUGCUAAUGACGUUUUUCUAAAGAUCAUCGAGAGCUAUAAAUCAAACAACAUGAAUCAAGUCACCAUCCUCUGCCAGCACUUUCUCAGCCUCGUAAAUGACCUUGACACAUUACUAUCCUCUCAUGAGGGUUUUCUGCUUGGCCCUUGGUUGGAAAGUGCCAAGGGCCUUGCACGAAACAGUGAGCAAGAAAUACAGUAUGAAUGGAAUGCUAGAACACAAAUUACAAUGUGGUUUGACAACACUGAGACAAAAGCAAGUUUAUUGCGCGACUAUGCAAACAAGUACUGGAGCGGCCUGCUGCAAGAUUACUAUGGGCCAAGGGCCGCCAUCUACUUCAAGCACUUGUUAUUAAGCAUGGAGAACAAUGCACCUUUCGCCCUCAAAGAAUGGAGGAGGGAAUGGAUCAGUCUCACCAACAACUGGCAGAGCGAUAGGAAGGUGUUUUCAACCACGGCUACAGGAGACCCUCUGAACAUAUCGCAGUCGCUUUACACGAAGUACUUGAGCAACGCUGAUCUACUUGGGCUAGUAGAAGGUACAGGCUCUCCUUGGAAGUCUGCAAGCUUAUAAGUAGGUGAUGCGUGCAAUCAUGGGUCAUUUCAGAUUCGCAAUUACUUUUUUUUCUCUAAUGUUUUUCCUCAAACUCAUAAAUAUCGUUUGGCUGCGACAUGGUUGCUACGAAUCAGUUCUGUGUGAACUGUGAAGUACUGAAGUCUUUCUGUAUAGCAGUAGAAGGACGGGUUUCUUUCCUUUUUCCAGUGUUCCUUGCCGUAAAUUUUUCAGUUCUGUAUGUAUCCCCAUUUUUCCAUGACCAUGCACAGUAAAGUAGCCCUUAGGAGAAUGGUCAUGGAAAAAUUCGGCCUAGUUCAGGGUGUCGGAACUUUACUGUGCGUCUGUACCUGAGAAUCGUGCUGCUUUCUGUGAAAUCCAUGUCUUUCAAACA